Molecule: messenger RNA, 1099 nt
Organism: Spea bombifrons (plains spadefoot toad)
Lineage: Eukaryota; Metazoa; Chordata; Amphibia; Anura; Pelobatidae
Gene: FKBP6
Product: FKBP prolyl isomerase family member 6 (inactive)
Exons: 8
Coding region: 8-1006 (332 amino acids)
Molecular function (GO): peptidyl-prolyl cis-trans isomerase activity; protein binding
Source: RefSeq, a predicted model, not a curated record
GCCUAAAAUGGAGGAAACUCUUGGAGCGGUUAAUGGCCUUAGAAGCCAUAUGUCAGCACCGCGGGGCUGGCCGCCCGAGGGAAUGUCUGUGUACCAGCACCUGGCACAACACAUGCAAGACAUUUCUGGAGACAGGGGGGUAUUAAAAGAAGUGAUCCGUUCUGGAAGUGGGGAGACAGUUCCCUGUGAUGCAACAGUGAUCGUGAGGUAUUCUGGCUACCUGGAGCAUGCUGACAAACCUUUUGACACCAAUUGUUAUCGACGUAACCCAAGGCUCAUGAAACUUGGUGCAGACAUUACUCUUUUGGGAAUGGAAGUCGGAUUGCUGACUAUGCAGAGGGGUGAACUGUCAAGGUUUCUUUUCUCACCAAAGUAUGCCUUUGGAACCUUGGGCUGCCCACCGCUCAUCCCUCCCUCAGCCACUCUGCUCUUUGAAAUCGAGCUGUUGGACUUUCUAGAUACGGCUGAAUCAGAUUCCUUCUGUAACCUGACUCUGGAGCAGCAAUCGACAUUUCCACUGGAUACAGUACUCAAGAUCGCCAACACUGAGAGGGAGUUUGGGAACUACCUCUUCAAGAGAAACCGAUAUGAAGAUGCUAAGGAUAGAUAUAAGCGGGCCUAUUCAGUGCUGGCUCGCCUACCCUCUUGUGAGGAGGAUUGUAGGCCCUUAGAUUCAGCUCGUUUGUUUGUGAAUUUAAAUUUGUCAAUUACUUAUCUGAAGCUGGAACGUCCUCCUCGUGCCCUUAAAUGGGGAGAAAAAGCACUGGCCAUUGACAGCAAGAACACCAAGGCAUUGUACCGCUGUGGGCAGGCCUAUCUGGAAAUGAGAGAAUAUGAGAAGGCCAAAGAGUUUUUAUUGGCCGCACAGAAGAUGGAGCCAUUCAAUCUCGAGAUUAACAGCGAACUGAAGAGGCUGGCAAGCUGCUACGAGGACUACAAGGCUGAGCAGAGAUUGAUGUGCUACCGCAUGUUUGCUCAACAAUCCUCUGCAGCUACAUCAGGAUAAAGGUAAUCUGAAUUCACAACUUACUUAAUUGUCAAUAGACAGCCUUCUCCUUGUGAUCCCCAGAUCGAUCAGAGCUGCAGCACCAGUUUUAAC